GCGCGGGUGCGGGCGCUGCGCGGGGGCGCGGCGGCGGGGCCCGGGGACGGGGAGGGGGGGACGGGGAAAGGGGGGGACCCACGGCGGGGCCAUGCGGAGCCCGGGCUGAGCCAUGAAGCGGCAGAACCUGCGCACGGCCGCGCUCAUCCUCUGCAUCUUCUCCUACCUGCUGGUGGGCGCCGCCGUCUUCGAUGCGCUGGAGUCGGAGGCGGAGAGCGGCCGCAAGCGGCUGCUGGAGCAGAAGCGCGGGGAGCUGCGGAGGAAGUACCGCUUCUCCGCCGACGAUUACCGGGAGCUGGAGCGCCUGGUGCUGCAGGCCGAGCCCCACCGAGCCGGCAGGCAGUGGAAGUUCGCCGGCUCCUUCUACUUCGCCAUCACGGUCAUCACCACCAUCGGCUACGGGCACGCUGCCCCGGGCACGGACGCCGGCAAAGUUUUCUGCAUGUUCUACGCCAUCCUGGGCAUCCCCCUGACCCUCGUCAUGUUCCAGAGCCUGGGCGAGCGCAUGAACACCCUCGUGCGGCUGCUGCUCAAGAAGGUGAAGAAGUGCCUGGGCAUGAGGACAACCAACGUCUCCAUGGAGAACAUGGUCCUGGUGGGCUUUCUGUCCUGCAUGGGCACGCUGUGCAUCGGGGCGGCGGCCUUCUCGUACUUCGAGGGCUGGACCUUCUUCCACGCAUACUAUUACUGCUUCAUAACCUUGACCACCAUCGGCUUCGGCGACUUCGUGGCCCUGCAGAAGAACGAGGCGCUGCAAAAGAAGCCCCCGUACGUGGCCUUCAGCUUCAUGUACAUCCUGGUGGGCCUGACGGUCAUCGGCGCCUUCCUCAACCUGGUGGUGCUGCGCUUCCUCACCAUGAACUCGGAGGACGAGCGGCGGGACGCCGAGGAGAGGGCCUCACUGCGCAGGGCCCGCAACAACCUCCACCCGCCGCCCGGCGAGGCCGGCCGGAGCAGCAAGGCCAUUUUCCUCCCGGCGGAGGAGCGGACGAGCCAGCUGAACCUGAUCCCCCUGGUCCAGGAGGACGCGGAGAGGCGGCGGCGCUCGGCCAACUCCUCGGCCAAGGUGCCCUCCUUCUGCACCUGCCUGUGCUACCGAGCCCCGCUGUGCGGCAGCCCCGCGCCCUCCCACCCCGAGACGCUGAGCUGCCACACCAACCCCGUCUACUACAACUCCAUCUCCUACAAAAUCGACGAGGUGUCCCUGAGCACGCGGGGCCAGACCGGCUCCUCCCCGGCGAGCACGCUGUCGUCUGGCAGCCCCCGGUGCCGGCAGCGCCUGCGGCCGCGCAGGAAAUCCAUCUAGGACAGCACUCGGGCCCUGCUUUGGCAGACGAUUAACUGAGGCCUCAGGUCCCUCCUGGCGCCCUCGUUUCUCCUCUCCCCUCCCAGCUGGCAGCCCGCAGCCCAGGAGAUAAAGGAUCCUUCCCCUGGCAGGGGAGCGGGCAGGGAAUCGCACACUCUCGGCUUUCUUUGCUCUUCCCUCCCAGGUGGGCUCGAGUGUUUGGGUCUGGCAAGAGCCCCGUGAUGUUAAACCAGCGGGCUGUAGGUUUGCUUUCCCGCCUCACUGCUCCCAAAAUUAAGUUAUUACUGCCCUCCUCCUCCUCCUCUUCCGCCCCCCUGCCCAGCAUCACAGGCUGCGUUAGGCUCGCUGCGAGCCUGCGGAUGAAGCCUUUGUGGGUGAGCCCUGCAGGGCCGGGGGUCUCCUGCAAGCUGCCCCCAGCCCUGGGUGCAGGCGAGGCGGUGCCACACAGCAGGAUCAUGGCUGGGAUGGCACCAGGGGUGGGCUGCAGCCCUCCCUCUAGCUCAGCACAUGGGGACAGCUGGCUCUGGGUGGCUGGAGACCCUCAAGCUGAGCCCCACGCGCUCUCUUGCUUCCCCACCCGCUGCCAGGGGUCCUGUAGGCUCAGCCGGGGGGCAGCGUCCCGCUUGCAGGGAUGGGUUGGGCAGGAGGGACUGCAGGCUGUGGGAAGGGCUCGGCCCCAGGGAGCACCUCCCCAGACCACCCGCAAAGGGUUUGGCCCUAAUUAGAUCGUUAGCAAAAUUCCCUAAUGGGGAAGCUGCUUCCAGCUGGUGCCUCCAUGCCCUGUGCCCACCCUGCCUCACCUGCAGGAGCAGGACAGGGCUCUGGCAGCAGGAGCAGCUCCAUCUCAUUUUUUCCUCCCAAUAAAGAGACAUUUUCACUUUUAGUUCUACCUGAACCCCCCUCUGAUGUGGUUUUCUCUCCAUUUUUCUGCUGGUGGGGAAGGCAUGCAGGGUGCCAGCACUGGGGAGGCUCCAGGGCAGGCUUUGCUCUCUCCUCCUUUUGUUCUGGGAAGUUUAAUAAAAGGUGAAUCCAG
Molecule: messenger RNA, 2339 nt
Organism: Anas platyrhynchos (mallard)
Lineage: Eukaryota; Metazoa; Chordata; Aves; Anseriformes; Anatidae
Gene: KCNK15
Product: potassium two pore domain channel subfamily K member 15
Biological process (GO): stabilization of membrane potential; potassium ion transmembrane transport
Cellular component (GO): plasma membrane
Molecular function (GO): potassium ion leak channel activity; outward rectifier potassium channel activity
Source: RefSeq, a predicted model, not a curated record